AUGUCCUUGUGGGUCCUCCCUGCCUCUUCUGAGCACAGUGACACACAGGUGUGGUCCUAUAUCGGGGUUGCUCCAGGGUCGGGGACCCUGGACCCCUGGCCCGAGACAAUGAUCCCACCGGGGGAGUGCCUGUACGCCGGGCGGAAGCGGAGAAAACCCGUCCAGAAACAGAGGCCCGCCCUGGAGUCUGAGAAGUCCAACCCUUCCAAGCGGCACCGGGACCGCCUCAACGCUGAGCUGGACCACCUGGCCAGCCUCCUGCCGUUUCCGCCCGAUAUCAUCUCCAAACUGGACAAGCUCUCCGUCCUACGCCUAAGCGUCAGUUACCUCAGGGUGAAGAGCUUCUUUCAAGGGUUGGCACGGUGUCCCAGGCCCCCACGCUGCAGUUUACAGGGCCCAGUGGUGACCUUGGCUGGGGGGAGUGGUGUCUUUCAAUGAAAUCUUAUUAUUGAGUCUCUCAAUGGCUUUGCUCUGGUGGUGAGCGCGGAAGGAAUGAUAUUUUAUGCAUCAGCUACGAUCGUGGACUAUCUGGGCUUUCACCAGACAGAUGUGAUGCAUCAGAACGUGUUUGACUACAUCCACGUGGACGACCGCCAGGACUUCUGCCGGCAGCUGCACUGGGCCAUGGACCCGCCCCCAGCAGCGCCAGGGCAGCCGGCCCUCCGGGAGACAGGUGGGUCCACAGGGGCUGUGGGUGACGGGCUGGAGGGCACAGGGAAAGCUGAGACCCUGCAGAGGCUCCCCACGGCGUCUCACCGCCUGUGCGCGGGCCAGCAACCGGCUGUGGUUCUGCGCAUGCGCACUGCUGGUUACUUGCCUGUGCUGUGA
Orycteropus afer afer is the source of this 828-nucleotide messenger RNA. Its product is annotated as aryl hydrocarbon receptor repressor-like. Gene Ontology annotation, molecular function: transcription cis-regulatory region binding; protein dimerization activity; nuclear receptor activity. NCBI's taxonomy places the organism in Eukaryota, Metazoa, Chordata, Mammalia, Tubulidentata, Orycteropodidae. The transcript has 10 exons. Gene Ontology annotation, cellular component: nucleus; aryl hydrocarbon receptor complex. The record is from RefSeq and is a predicted model, not a curated record. Gene Ontology annotation, biological process: regulation of transcription by RNA polymerase II.